This is a messenger RNA of Symbiodinium sp. CCMP2592, 1648 nucleotides long. The record is from the annotation of a GenBank genome assembly. NCBI's taxonomy places the organism in Eukaryota, Dinophyceae, Suessiales, Symbiodiniaceae.
GACUGCGCAACGCCUGCGGGACAGCCAUCACCCAGGCAUUCAGCAGCUUCGUUCUUCGGUCCUUCUCAAUAGCGCUCCGGAGGCAACUGUGGAAGAAGUCAAUUCCCAUAUGCUACAACAGGCCACGGUACUCUUCCCAGCGGUAUGUGGCAAGCCUACCGCCACUGGCGUCAAAGCUCCGGCGGCAGGCCGUCGCAACAUCUUUACAGUCUGGACUCGUGAAGCCAAACGGGCAUGGUUCUACGAUCAGAUCCUCGGUAUGGAGCGUCCCAACGGUGAGCUCUGGUCGCCCACGCAACAGGUGCACUGUCUUCAGACCUUCUUUAAGGACCUAUAUGCGCCGGAGGAUGAGCCGGAGCUACCCUCCUUGCCUCCACUCCAAGCUCCAGUUAUCACUCCUGAAGAGGCUCACCAUAGGCUUAGCCGUCUCCCGGUCCACAAGGCCACUCCCUCGCAUCAGGCACCCACAGCGGCCACUGUCGCUUGUGCUGACAUCUUGGCGCCUUGGUUCAGCCGGAAAGUUGGGGCCCUGUCUUCCUUUCCGGCAGUUUGGUCCGACUGCUGGCUGUUCUUAAUGCCCAAGGUCAGUCAUCCUGUUCUGCCACGGCAAUUUCGCCCUAUCGGGCUCACGGAAAGCACAGGCCGUGCGCUGGCGGGACAUCUACAGGACGCUCUCAAGCCUUAUCUUCAGGCUUUUGUAGGCCCGUGGCCUCAGCUUGCCUAUAUGGCAGGACGCAGCACCGGAGAAGCGCUCCAUCGAGUUUUCUCCCACUGCCACACGGUGUCGGCUGCCAACAAGAAGCCUGUCUACAACAUCCAUGCAGCCAGAGCCAAACUCACCCAGGCAGCCUCUUCCUCCUCGAGACAGACUCCGUCGUCAUCCGGUCGGCUGCGGACCGGAGGCGUCCAGGCUUCGCUGGACCUGUCUCAAGCCUUUGACCGGCUGAGCUGGCAUCUUAUUCACGACGCCUUGAUUGAAGCUCAGGUUCCACUUGAGCUUAGAGUACAGCUCCUUGAAUUUUACCGAGGCCUGGGGUAUCAUCUGGCUUACGGCUCCGAGACGGCCCUUCGGGGCGUAAAACAAGGCUGUCGUGUGGCGCCGCUCCUAUGGAGUCUAGCAACAGGCUUGCUUCUACGCCGGCUGGCAAGGGUCACGUCGUCAGAAUGGGUCCGCCGUGCCCUCACUGCAUUUGCAGACGACUUCCACAUCGGACAGGUCAUUCACUCCAGUCGUGAUUUGCUUCUGGCUAUCGAAAGGCUCGGACUCGUACUGCAGUUGCUGAUUGAAGCACGGAUGAAGGUCAACAUAGACAAGUCGGUGGUUCUCCUUUUGGUAAACCAUUCCUACGCCAGUCGCUGGCGACGCCGGGAAAUUGUGUCCGACAAACAAGGCCCUCGCUUGCGCAUAUCGACCCCGUCUGUUGGCAUCCUCAAACUGCCGAUUGUCGAUUCUCACAAGUUUCUUGGGGGCGAUUAUCUCUUACCAGGAGGACUGCACGCAGCUCACGGUGGCCUACCGAUUGCGGCAAACCUGGGCAACCUGGACCAGACUUCGGCCGGCUCUCACCUUAGCUUCUGCACCGGCUCUUCCGCUGAGACUCAGACUCUGGCAAGCCUGCAUUCCACCUACGGCCCUCUACGCACUUGA